AUGUCGACUCCUGAAGCUGGAAACUCAAAUGGUUUUCCUAAAUUACCGCCUCCACCAACGGACAGUACGCAGCCGUCUGGCGCUAAUGGUUCCAACAAUGCCACCUCGAAUCGACUGAAGCAGACACAAGCGCAGGUUGACGAAGUGGUCGGCAUUAUGCGCGUGAACGUGGAAAAAGUAUUAGAACGCGAUCAAAAACUUUCCGAACUGGAUCAGCGGGCCGAUGCACUACAGCACGGUGCAUCGCAAUUCGAACAGCAAGCCGGCAAACUGAAGAGAAAACAAUGGUGGGCCAACAUGAAGAUGAUGAUCAUCAUGGGCGUCAUUGGUGUGGUGCUGUUAAUAAUUAUCAUUCUUUGGAUUGUUCCGAGUGGUGGAUCUUACAGUUCUCCUGCGAUUGAAACACCCGCAACAACGGUUAAGCAGGAGGUAACCGAAACACCGCAGCUAUGA
This is a messenger RNA of Anopheles marshallii, 453 nucleotides long. It is a transcript of the gene Syb, whose product is annotated as vesicle-associated membrane protein 3. Gene Ontology annotation, biological process: vesicle-mediated transport; vesicle fusion. The record is from RefSeq and is a predicted model, not a curated record. The transcript is spliced from 3 exons. Gene Ontology annotation, cellular component: SNARE complex; plasma membrane. The coding region runs from base 1 to 453 and encodes 150 amino acids. Gene Ontology annotation, molecular function: syntaxin binding; SNAP receptor activity. NCBI's taxonomy places the organism in Eukaryota, Metazoa, Arthropoda, Insecta, Diptera, Culicidae.